Molecule: messenger RNA, 1684 nt
Organism: Sipha flava (yellow sugarcane aphid)
Lineage: Eukaryota; Metazoa; Arthropoda; Insecta; Hemiptera; Aphididae
Product: cytochrome P450 6a8-like
Exons: 5
Coding region: 191-1591 (466 amino acids)
Molecular function (GO): oxidoreductase activity, acting on paired donors, with incorporation or reduction of molecular oxygen; heme binding; iron ion binding
Source: RefSeq, a predicted model, not a curated record
GCUUCUUUGGUUUGAUGGUGUUAAACUUUGAUUUUGUUCGACCGUUUUGAUAAGUGGCACGUUUUAAGAAUAUGUAUUUAACAGCGAUUUCACAGAGGCACGUUUCACAUCAGACUCCUUACAAAUUAGCUGCUAGCGUAAACGUUUGCGUGUCCACCGAUCGCCCGUACACAUUCAGGACCACGUUACGAUGGGCGCGUACUUGAUGACGUUGGCGUUGGAAGCGUUGGCGUUCGCGGUUUUCGUCGCCCUAGCAGCCGUGGUGCCAUACGUUCGGCGGAAACGUGGAUACUGGACCAGCCGUGGCGUGACGGUGGCCACGGGAGCGCGGGCGCUGGCCGCCACGGUGCCGGGCAUCCGACUGGACGAAAAAUCGCUGGCGCGGUACCGGGACAAGGCGGCGGCGGCCACUCUGGUGGGACUGCACGAUGCGGGCCGUCCAUGCGCGCUGGCGUGCGAUGUGCGCGUGGCCGCGGCCGCGCUGGGUAACGACGGUUUCAUCGAGCCGCUCGGCCGCACCGGUGCCGGCAGCCUGAUACCACGUGUAGUGAACGCAGAGACCGUCACUGCGAUGCUACCAGCUAUGUGCGAAGCCGUGACCGAGCUGAUCACUUCAUUGGAGGCGCUGGCCAACCUGCGGCAGACCAUCGGGCCGUGGACGUACGCAAAAAAAUGCUCGAUUACCACGGUGGCCACGUGCGUGUACGGUCAACCGAUGAUCGACUCACGCGUGAAUGCGUUCGCGGAACAGUGCGACAAGGCGCUGCAGCGACCGGCCGUCACGGACUACUUUACCACGUACGACCUGUCGUCCAUCAGCGGCAGGGGCGCGUCGUCAACCGACUUCAAACAAUUGCUGAGAGAAGCUGCCGCAGCGGACCAAAACGAAUCGUCCGAUGUUACCGACAAACAAGUAAGACAAGACAUGUUUGAGUUCAUAACGGGCGCUAUAGAACCAACGGCAGCAUUAGUUACGGCUGCUCUAUAUGUAUUGUCACGCGAUCAAAACAUCCAAGAUAAACUCAGGGAACAUUUGGACGUUGUGCUCGAUAAGCACCAGCAAAGAAUUACAAUAGACCAAUUGGAUAGAUUGACUUACUUAGAAAAUGUGUUGGAAGAAACGUUACGGAAGUACCCGCUGGUGGCCGUGGUGCGACGAUUGACCACGAAAUCAUACGUCGUGCCUGACGGUGGCCAAUCUGUGCUAGAACCGGGCACGCUGGUCGCGGUGCCCGUACACGCGUUCCACCACGACCAGACACACUUUACCGCGCCGGAAAUGUUCCUGCCGGACCGGUUCCCCGGGCAACUGUCGUCCGCAUACAUGCCCUACGGCAGCGGUCUGCGGUCCCACAUCGGAAAACAUUUCGUGGCAGUAGAAGUCAAGCUCAUUAUAGCCAUGCUGGUAUCGCGGUAUGCAAUACAUGUAGACAGUGAUGAACCAGGUCGGUCGCCCGAUCCUUUCGACCGGACGUCGUUUGCCGGCGUGCGCGUGAAGCUGACUAACCAUAACGGAGUUAAAGAACCGGCUAUGUACGAAUCGUUGCGAAAAUGUCAUAGGGGCAACAAGAAAUUCCUACUGUUUCGAUGACCACAACAUGACUAACCACGAAUUUUUUUUUUUGCUAUUGUUCUUAUUAUUCUUGCCGUUACCAUUAUAUUAUUAUAAUACUGUAGUGAUUUA